Molecule: messenger RNA, 3343 nt
Organism: Cervus elaphus (red deer)
Lineage: Eukaryota; Metazoa; Chordata; Mammalia; Artiodactyla; Cervidae
Gene: EOMES
Product: eomesodermin
Exons: 6
Coding region: 118-2223 (701 amino acids)
Biological process (GO): endodermal cell fate specification; regulation of transcription by RNA polymerase II; positive regulation of DNA-templated transcription
Cellular component (GO): nucleus
Molecular function (GO): RNA polymerase II cis-regulatory region sequence-specific DNA binding; DNA-binding transcription factor activity, RNA polymerase II-specific
Source: RefSeq, a predicted model, not a curated record
GGAGGAAGGGGAAGUUACCUUCCCCUCGGAAGAGGGCGCUGGCUCCCCCAUCCUGCCUUUAUAAUCAGGUCGCGGCCGGAGAGGAAGCAGCCAGCUGCCGUCUGCGCCCUGCAAAGCAUGCAGUUAGGGGAGCAGCUCUUGGUGAGCUCUGUGAACCUGCCCGGCGCGCACUUCUACCCGCUGGAGGGGGCGCGAGGAGGCGGCGGCGGGAGCGCCGGCCACCUCCCGGGAGCGGCCCCCUCGCCCCAGAGGCUGGACUUAGACAAAGCGCCCAAGAAGUUCUCGGGCAGCCUCUCGUGCGAGGCGGGGAGCGGGGAACCCGCGGCCGCCGGCGCGGGGGCCCCCGCAGCCAUGCUCAGUGACGCCGACGCCGGGGACGCCUUUGCCAGCGCCGCGGCCGUGGCCAAGCCGGGGCCCCCGGACGGCCGCAAGGGCUCCCCCUGCGGGGAGGAGGAGCUGCCCUCGGCCGCCGCGGCCGCUGCGGCCGCCGCCGCGGCCAGCGCGCGCUACUCCAUGGACAGCCUGAGCUCGGAGCGCUACUACCUCCAGUCCCCCGGGCCUCAGGGCUCGGAGCUGGCGGCGCCCUGCUCGCUCUUCCCGUACCAGGCGGCGGCCGGGGCGCCCCACGGGUCUGUGUACCCGGCUCCCAACGGGGCGCGCUACCCCUACGGCUCCAUGCUGCCCCCCGGCGGCUUCCCCGCGGCCGUGUGCCCACCCGGGAGGGCGCAGUUCGGCACGGGAGCCGGCGCGAGCGGCGGCGCGGGCGGCGGCGGCGGCGGAGGCGGCCCGGGCGCCUAUCAGUACGGCCAGGGGGCUCCGCUCUACGGGCCGUACCCAGGGGCGGCAGCCGCAGGUACCUGCGGAGGACUAGGGGGUCUGGGGGUUCCCGGCUCCGGCUUCCGUGCCCACGUCUACCUGUGCAACCGGCCUCUGUGGCUCAAAUUCCACCGCCACCAAACCGAGAUGAUCAUUACGAAACAGGGCAGACGCAUGUUUCCUUUUUUGAGCUUCAACAUAAACGGACUCAAUCCCACCGCCCACUACAACGUGUUCGUAGAAGUGGUGCUGGCGGACCCCAACCACUGGCGCUUCCAGGGGGGCAAAUGGGUGACCUGCGGAAAAGCGGACAAUAACAUGCAGGGCAACAAAAUGUAUGUUCACCCGGAGUCUCCUAAUACUGGAUCCCACUGGAUGAGACAGGAGAUUUCCUUUGGGAAGUUAAAACUCACCAAUAACAAAGGCGCAAACAACAACAACACCCAGAUGAUAGUCUUACAGUCUUUACACAAGUACCAGCCACGGCUGCAUAUUGUUGAAGUCACAGAGGAUGGCGUGGAGGACUUGAACGAGCCCUCUAAGACACAGACCUUCACUUUCUCAGAAACGCAGUUCAUUGCUGUGACCGCCUAUCAAAACACCGAUAUAACUCAACUAAAGAUUGAUCACAAUCCCUUUGCAAAAGGCUUCAGGGACAACUACGAUUCCAUGUACACCGCUUCCGAAAAUGACAGGUUAACUCCAUCUCCCACGGAUUCUCCUAGAUCCCAUCAGAUUGUCCCCGGAGGUCGGUACGGCGUUCAGUCCUUCUUCCCGGAGCCCUUUGUCAACACUUUACCUCAAGCCCGAUAUUACAAUGGAGAGAGAACCGUGCCACAGACCAACGGCCUCCUUUCACCCCAACAGAGCGAAGAGGUGGCCAACCCUCCCCAGCGGUGGCUUGUCACGCCUGUCCAGCAGCCUGGGACCAACAAAAUAGACAUUGGCUCCUAUGAGUCUGAGUAUUCUUCCAGCACCUUGCUCCCGUAUGGCAUUAAAUCCUUGCCCCUCCAGACGUCCCAUGCCCUGGGGUACUACCCCGACCCUGCCUUCCCUGCGAUGGCAGGGUGGGGAGGCAGAGGCUCUUAUCAGAGGAAGAUGGCAGCUGGACUCCCAUGGACCUCCCGAACAAGCCCCCCUGGGUUCUCUGAAGAUCAGCUCUCCAAGGAGAAAGUCAAAGAAGAAAUUGGCUCUUCUUGGAUAGAGACACCCCCAUCCAUCAAGUCUCUCGACUCCAACGAUUCCGGGGUAUACACCAGUGCUUGUAAGCGAAGGCGGCUGUCUCCUAGCACCUCUAGCAAUGAAAAUUCUCCCUCCAUAAAGUGUGAGGACAUUAACGCUGAAGAAUACAGUAAAGACACCUCAAAAGGCAUGGGGGGUUAUUAUGCUUUUUACACAGCUCCCUAAAGAGUUAUUUUAACUUUGUCAAAAUGAGCUCACCAUUUGCCCAUGGACUUGGUGGUGUUUCUGUUGUCUUCUUUGCCUAGGUUGUUGCCAAAAAGACAUUUGCCUUCCACCCCGAUGUGUCCUGUUUUGUGCAAUUCUCUAAAAGAAGGUGCCAAAGCUUUUUGAUUGCUGCAGGUAACUGAAACAAGUCUAGACUUCUUUUUUUUUUUCUUUUUUAAUGAAAUUAACAGAGGACUUUCAAGUGUUUUUAAAUUUGAAGGUGAUUCAAAGUUACGGAUUUAUUUAUUGGAGACACUAGACAUUCAGUCAACUGGGGCUGUGGAGAGGGAGGGCCUAGCGCUAUCAAAGAUGUUGAAAGCUUUGGUUUUUUUUUUUUUUUUUCUUUUAAAUCUGUAAAUCUGUAAGCAAAUAGAAGCCCAGAGUGGUAAGAUGGUUUUGCUUCUGGGAGAGAAGGGUGGGCCUUAAGCUUCAACAAGGAAAAUUUUGCUGUUAACUUUCUGCUAGGGACAGAAGACGUUAAGCCUGGGAAGCAAGAAGAGCUUUGUGAAGGUGCUGGUUUGGCCCGACUGAUCGUCCCAGGCUUUGAAACAAGCCAUGUUUGCCCAAGUUCAGUCGCCUCAUGUGCUAGGCCUCUGCUGUGUGCCCCUGGGGGUCAGCCGGGGGCCUCAUAGGACUCAGGAGACAGCAAGGGGGUCGCCAAAAAAAAAAGAAAAAGAAUUUUAAAGUGUACAGUUGUGUGUGCUUAGAUACACUGUAGAAUAAUGUGGAAAAUAUUGUAUAAAUAGUUCCAUAGGUAUAUGAGAUUAUGUAAAAUUGGUGCUUUGGUUUUGUAAAGAAUUUGCAAAUCAUUGGACCACAGCUGCAGGAGCUGGGGGCGACAUUUGGGAAUAUUCUGUUUACUUCUUAGCUAGUUAAGAAUGUAUUCAGCUACUGUACUAACUUAAAACGGUGUUAAGGAAAACUCCCCGCGUCAUCCUCUUCCUCCACCACCCCCACCACCCCACUCGGUAACCCGAGCAAACAGAAACCUUAACGCCCCAGCUCCUAGAGGCUUUCUAGAGACCUUGGAUUUUUAUGUACAGCCGUAGUCAUUUUUAAUAAAUGUGGUUCGUUAAGGGAA